Messenger RNA from Atta colombica, 3114 nucleotides. RefSeq names its product tyrosine-protein kinase-like otk. The record is from RefSeq and is a predicted model, not a curated record. Gene Ontology annotation, biological process: cell-cell adhesion; protein phosphorylation. Gene Ontology annotation, molecular function: cell adhesion molecule binding; ATP binding; protein kinase activity. NCBI's taxonomy places the organism in Eukaryota, Metazoa, Arthropoda, Insecta, Hymenoptera, Formicidae. The transcript has 7 exons. Gene Ontology annotation, cellular component: cell-cell junction. The coding region runs from base 51 to 2930 and encodes 959 amino acids.
GCGAAGCAAUCGUGCAACUGCAGCAACCGAAAUUGCCGUCCACGAUCCACAUGGACAACGAGAUCGAGCUCCGGUGUCACGUCGACGGUUCCGGCGACAUGAAAUACGAGUGGUUCAAGAACACAGUGAGCGUGGCGAAAAGCGAUCGUGUCGAGAUCAAGAAAAAGAAACUGCACAUACAUAGAGCAAUUCCAGAAGACAGCGGCAUGUACACCUGUGUGGCCAAGAAUGAGGCAGGAGCCUCGCCAGUGACUGACAGCUAUCCGUUAAUCGUUUCCGGAAAUGAGACUGCAACGAUUAAGGAUGUUCCGAGAAACCUGAUUACUAAACGCGGUGAACCGGCUGUUUUGCACUGUGUCUUCGAGAACGCCGACGAGGUGCAGUGGUUCUUCAAGGAAAUCGGUCCGCUGGAAUCCGACGAGGAGCGAACGAUCUUCGAGAACGGCACUCUUUUAAUACGCGCUGCCGAUCUUAGAGACCAGGGAUUCUAUUCCUGCCAUGGAAUAAGAGAUGAAAUCACAGUCAGUUAUACGGUCGAAUUACAAAUUGCCUAUUUACUGAACUUUUCGGUGGCUGCUUUCGAACCAAAACGUCCAACUCAACUGGCGAUUGUUGGUGAAGAUCAAGAAUUCCAAAUAAGUUGCCUAGAGCCUUUAGGGCUUCCUUCGCCCAAGGUUUACUGGAAAGAUCCCACGGGACAUAUUAUAAGCGAUACCGGUCCCGUACGCGUUCAAGAUAACACGCUCAUCAUUGCGAAGGCACGAAUGGGCGAGGACGACGGCAAUUAUACUUGCGUGGCCGAGAAUAUGGCCGGUGAAACGGAUAUAUCCGUUCAAAUAGUUAUAUCAACCCCGCCAAGUAUAAUAAGCUCCCCAGAGUCGCUCAGUGUGAUGGAAGGUGAUUCCGUGACACUAACUUGUUCGUAUUCCGGCAUGGAACCGCCGGUUACGCACGUGCAUUGGUUGAAGGACGGAGCGCAGCUGAGGGAAUCGGGAGGUCCAACAAGAUACCGCGUGACCGAUAAUCAUGGCAAUGUUACGCUGCAUUUCAAGAGCGUUGACCUGUCUGACAAAGGGCACUACAUGUGUCAAGUAUUCACCACGGGUUUCCCGUCUCUGUUUUCGGAUCCAGCCGUUCUCACAGUUGAAGAGAAACUUAAAUUCUCACCACAGCCGGUCAAUAAACGCCUAGAGCUUGGCUCUACAGCGAAGGUAUCGUGUAAGGCCCAGGGUGCCACGAAUCCUACGGUAAAAUGGGUCAAGGAGGGCGAGGACGAGGAAUUUCCCAAACAUGUUCAGGAUAUUAAUGGCACUCUACACUUCAACGGUGUAUUGGAGGAGGAUAAAGGACGAUACACUUGUAUCGCCAGCAACGCUCAAGGGUCCAUCAAUCACACGAUUAGCAUUGAUGUAGUUAUCGCGCCGAAAUUUACGGUACAACCACAAAAUCCAACGGAGGCAAUUGAGGGAUAUCCAGUGAUGUUACACUGUGCCGCCGAGGGUGAUCCUAAACCGACCAUUCAAUGGGAUAAAGAUUCUCGCAUGAACAAUUUAGAUAAUCCUCGAUUCGAAGUAUUAAGUAAUGGAAGUUUGUACAUUAAAGAAGUGUAUCUUAGUGACGAGGGGAAAUACGGAUGUACCGCUGGCAAUAGCGGUGGUUUAAAACGAGAGGAAGUUCAAUUAAAUGUAAAAGCUGGAGAUAAUUAUAGAGCUGACAUGGAUCUAGAGGCCUCUGAUGAUGGAACGAUGAUGACUAAGACUGUAACGAUUACUCUUAGCGCAGCCGCGGGGUAUAUGGUACUCGUCGUUGGUCUCAUGUUAUAUUGUCGCUAUCGCCGUCGUCGCAGGAAGCAACAAUAUCUACAGGAACAAACAGAAGAAAAAAUAGAGAAUGGUGAUGUACAGGAGGAACAGACAGAGUUGAAGGAAACUGGGAAUAAAGUAAAUUCAACAAAUAAGAAGAAGGAAAAUCGCGAUUCUCAUAACAAGAGUGAUGGCGCAGAUACAGCUCACAGUCAAAGUAGCAAUCAAUCUAGGAAAUCUAAGUCAAAUUAUGAUAAAAUUGCCGUUUCACGCAGCAAUCUAAAGGAAUUGAAGCCUCUUGGUCGGGGAGAAUUUGGUGAGAUUUAUUCUACGAAAUAUCAAGUUGAUGGCGAUAAGGAAUCCUUGGUCAUGGUAAAGAGUCUGACAAACACGAAAGACGAGAUUGCUCUUCAAGAAUUUAAACGACAUUUGGAUCUUGUUCAUAAACUUAACCACGAGAAUGUCGUCAAGUUGAUUGGUCUGUGUCGAGAGGAAGAGCCCGACUAUAUGAUUUUAGAGUACACUGAUUGGGGCGAUUUGAAACAAUUCUUGAUUGCCUCACGAAAGGAUAACAAUUCUAGCCCAACGCACGAAACAAAAGCACCACGUGCACCUCAAUUGUCAGUGGCGCAAAUACUUUCAUUAUCGAAUCAAGCUGCGAAGGGUCUAAAACACUUAGCUGAUAAUCGAUUAGUCCACAAGGAUAUAGCCGCGCGCAAUUGUUUGAUCGCCAGCAACUUGACGAUCAAGAUCUCGCUACCAUGCAUGACCAAAGAGCCGUACCAACAAGAAUAUACGAAACAUCGGAAUCAGAUAAUUCCGCUGAGAUGGCUGCCCUAUGAAGCAGUGUACGAGGACGAGUAUUCUACUAAAAGCGAUGUGUAUUCAUUCUCGUGUUUAGUUUGGGAGAUGUUCCAUCAGGGCGAAUUGCCAUUUAAUAAGAUGAACGAUGAGUCCGUGUUAACACAGCUCAAGACGCAAACACUCACGUGGAAACCGCACAAAGCAGCGCCACCGGCUCUUCAAGAGCUGCAAACUCAGUGUUGGGCAAAUGAUCCACGUGAGAGACCGACCUUUGAUGAGGUUGUGUCGAAAAUAGGCGAAAUUGUGGUUGAUAGUUGCCUGUAGGCUAUUAUCGCGACCUAUUUGUACGAGGCUCUGAAUAUUGGAAAUACUGCAAUAGGGGUAAUGAUUGUGCGGAGCUGUAUAUCGAGAGGUAAGGCUGACGAACGCCGAUGAUCACGCGGUAGUGAUCUCUCCCAUAUGAGGAGGAGGGACCCGAGAAAGCCGUGGUUUUGCGCGAGAAUAAUUA